GGCAUCGCUUUGCGAAUAUUUAUGCAACCGUGUGUUUUUAUUUACAAUCAUCUGUUUUGUGAAAUUCAUACAUAAUUUUAUUUCGUCGGUAUUUUAUUUAAAUAAAAUAAAUAAUACAAAUAACAGGAUUAUAACCACAUUAAAUAUUAUAAUCGUCAACAUGAAUGCUAUGACAAAUGUAAAAAAUGUACUUAAACUGAGUGCAACUGACUUGAAAGGUGGCAAGAAAUCAUGGCACGAUAUGUAUAAGGAUUCAGCAUGGAUAUUUGUUGGAGGCUUGCCAUACACGUUAACGGAAGGCGAUAUAAUCUGUGUAUUUUCGCAGUAUGGCGAAAUUGUUAAUAUUAACUUGAUACGCGAUAAAAGUAGUGGAAAAUCGAAAGGCUUCUGUUUCAUCUGUUACGAAGACCAACGUUCCACCAUCUUAGCAGUUGAUAACCUAAAUGGUAUUAAAGUGCUUGGACGCACAAUACGUGUGGAUCAUGUUGCCGAUUAUAAACCACCAAAGGAAAAUGAGAAAAUGGACGAGGAGACACUUAGAUUAUAUAUGGAGGGUUGUGCACCCAAAGCGGUGGUGCAGAAAAAAGAACGACCUUAAAUAUAAAUAUAUAUACAUAUACUCCAGAGCAUUUUUUAACCAUAAUUAGCAAUUAUAUAUAAAUAUUUACGUUUAGAGCCAUUUAUGUUGAAUAUUCCUUUAUUUAAAUACCCAUAAAGUUAAUCUCAAAUAAGCCUAAAUAUAAACAUUGACAUUGCUAAUUGACUAACCUCUCACUAUUUGUUAACUGUGCAAAUGUUAACAGGAAAUGUCAUAAGUAUUGUAAUAAAAAAUCGAACAUUUCAAAUUUAUAUUGUAUUUUCUUUUAUUUUAUAAAAAUGCUUACUUCCAAUUAUAAAUUAGACAUUUUUCAGACUUCCUUGAAGUAAAAUUUUGUUACAUUAAUUAAACAAAAAUGAUUUAUCACAACGUUUUUAGAAAUAAAUGAUUCUAACGUGCCAUUACUGGGCAGACGAAUAAUAUAGUAGUAUUAAUUAUACUUUUUACACAAAACAUUUGAAGAUAAAAGUUUAUAUUUAUGUAUGUAUGUAUGUAUAUGUAGGUUAGUAAGGGAUAGUCCUAUUGAAAAUAAACGACAAACUUUUUACAAAUGUAUUAUUUCCAUUAAAACCGAAGUAGAAGUAGUUAAGAUAAAAGCGGAGAGAUCUGUCCAAAUUCAAAAUAUGCCUAUCUAUGAAUUUUGCGAUGUUUUUUAAUUCCUGUAAAGAUAAAGAAGUGAGUGAGUAAUGAUUUUGCUGCAAACGAAAUUGUCAUUUAAACUUGCAACACUUACUUGCAUUACAAUGCCGACCAUAGAAGCCGCGAUCACAUUUACAUGUUUUCUUCGACGUACAGACACCGUGUUUGCAAGGACGCCUACAGGUUGAGCGUUGUAUGCGCUCAAUUUCACAAUGGUUGCCCAACAAACCGCUGGGACAGCGACAAAUAUUGGUGCCUAUGCAACGACCGCCAUUCUUACAAGGAAUCACACAUUUAG
This is a messenger RNA of Zeugodacus cucurbitae (melon fly), 1535 nucleotides long. RefSeq names its product RNA-binding motif protein, X-linked 2. The transcript has 2 exons. Gene Ontology annotation, molecular function: RNA binding. The coding region runs from base 161 to 598 and encodes 145 amino acids. Lineage: Eukaryota; Metazoa; Arthropoda; Insecta; Diptera; Tephritidae. The record is from RefSeq and is a predicted model, not a curated record. Gene Ontology annotation, cellular component: catalytic step 2 spliceosome; U2 snRNP; precatalytic spliceosome. Gene Ontology annotation, biological process: mRNA splicing, via spliceosome.